AUGAGUCAAGCUAAUACUCCGAAGAUUGAGAGCAACCCCCCGGCAGCAGCAUUGCCAACACCUUCAACAUCAACGCCUGCUGCUACACCUGCCACACCAUAUAGUACUGCACAAUGGGCUCAGCAUCAAAUACCGAUUGACCCGGCACUACAACAACAUACAGCGUCGUCGUACUACCAAUAUCAACACUCACAUUAUCCCCAAGCCUCCUACGGCCACUACCAGCCAUACAUCCCACAGCCUCAGGCUACUCAACAACAACAAACGGGCACCGCUCCCGCCGUUCAACGUCAGACCCAACCUAUCCCGACCGCCGCACCGGUGACGGCCGCACCUCAGACGCAAAAUCAGGCACAAAACCAAAACCAACUAGACACGGCUGAUGUUGCUACACUCAACGAUGCUCUUGGCAGUGCUGGAGUUGACCUGCGAGCAGAAGAAGAAACACUACAGUCACAGUCUACGUACCAUCAGACUUACCGACCUUACGAAGAUCGUUCACGAAAGCAGCCUGUUACACCAAACUUCGACACACGGUUCCUAGGCCCGACGAUCCGUAGUAUCGGCACGAAACACAAAGUUACCAAGAUUCCAGACGACUCUAUCAAUUACAUUGCUCUUGCAUUGCGCGCCCGACUACAAGAACUUGUCACUGCCAUGAUUGAAGCGUCCGCCCACCGCACAGACACGCAAUUUGAUCGUCCUGCGUCGAUGUAUGAGGAUGGGAAGCCUAUGUGGAGUGUGUCCGUGCGAAGGGACGUGGCGAAGCAGCUCGCGGCAUUAGAGAAGGCCGAACGUGAGGAAGAGAUGAAGAUCAGGAGAGAGCGGAAAGAGCUUGCCGCUCAACACGCAGCAGCUCUCGCCGCUGUUUCACCUGGAGGUGCUACGACGACCACAGCGAGCGCACCGGUGGAGGAGGAGGUCGAGGGUCCCAAAAAGAAGAAGAAGAAGACGGAAGGUCCUGGAGUCACGGCGAAGAACAUGUCGGAGGAUGUCCGGAAGAAGAUGUCGAAUGCGGUGGCGAGUCAGGCGGCAGGAUUGGGUACGGGCAAGUAUGCGUGGAUGAACGCGGCCAACACGGUACCAGCUCCUAAACCCAAACCCGCUGCCCCAUCCACCCCAUCUUCCGCACCAUCACCGGCAGCUGGAACUGAAAAAGGGAAUGGUUCAGGCUCAGGAGGUGCAGGCGGGUGGGCGAGGCCUUACGUGUCCGCGGCGAAUAAAUCCCAGUCGACCACUGCGACCCCACAGGAUGACAACAAACGCCUGGUGACCUUACGAGACGCUAUGUUUGUGGUAGGGAAGGAGCGAGGCCACGGAGGUGGGCGUGGUGCUGCUAGAGGAUGGGUCUAAUGCCUCGAUGUUUUCGCACUCCCCCAUUCGCAUUCGAUGUUCCCAAUUGCCGUCUGUAUUCACGGUCCCAUCUCUACGUUCAAUGCUGUGGUGUAUGUUUGUUUUUUCAUCCCCACCUUGACGUUCUCAUGCGUCGAACGAUGUUCAUAUUGCGCUGUUUUUGCCGAGAAGAUUCACCUGAGCAUUGCC
Stereum hirsutum FP-91666 SS1 is the source of this 1542-nucleotide messenger RNA. RefSeq lists its product as uncharacterized. The transcript has 4 exons. Gene Ontology annotation, biological process: transcription initiation at RNA polymerase II promoter. The coding region runs from base 1 to 1353 and encodes 450 amino acids. Lineage: Eukaryota; Fungi; Basidiomycota; Agaricomycetes; Russulales; Stereaceae. The record is from RefSeq and is a predicted model, not a curated record. Gene Ontology annotation, molecular function: DNA binding; RNA polymerase II general transcription initiation factor activity. Gene Ontology annotation, cellular component: transcription factor TFIID complex.